This is a messenger RNA of Odobenus rosmarus divergens (Pacific walrus), 913 nucleotides long. Its product is annotated as UPF0762 protein C6orf58-like. The transcript has 5 exons. The record is from RefSeq and is a predicted model, not a curated record. The annotation marks the transcript as partial. Lineage: Eukaryota; Metazoa; Chordata; Mammalia; Carnivora; Odobenidae.
AUGACUUUCCAUCUUUCCUGGGCCUGUGUAAUAAUUUGUUGUAUUUUUGCUUCUUUAGCAAAAACAUCCAAUAUCUCAGAUAUGUAUCCCCCUCUGUGGAAAGAGAGUCCUGGUCAGUUCAGUGACUACAAGAUAGAAAAUGGGAAGUACAUCAUUAACUUCUGGCAUUACCCUGAGAGACUGGGGAUGUAUAAAAUCCUACUGAACAAGACAGCCAAGUAUUUUGCAAAAUUUUCACCAGAAAAUGAACAAAAUAUUUUAUGGGGACUGCCUAUACAUCAUGGAUGGCAAUAUCAUACAGGCAGAUUAGCUGAUCCGACCCGAAGUACAGAUUGUGGCCUUAAGUCUGGGGAUCAUCUCUGUAUCUCUGUGGACAGUUGGUGGGCUGACCUUAAUUAUUAUCUCUCUGCAAUGCCCUUCCUUGCUGCAAUUGAUUCUGGCAUAAUGGGGAUAUCAUCAGAUAAUGUCACCUUUCUGCCACCAUCCAAGGAUCAGAUGAAUUUUUGUUACAGUGUUUCUAACUGCCAAUCAUCAUUUCCAGAAGCAAUGAAAAAGUGGAAUGAAUUUUACCAGCACAUAAAAUCACAUUCUAGUAGCUUUGAUGACCUGUUGGAGUACUUAUGGGCUGCACAUGUCUCAUCUUUGGAGGUUGCUCAUAAAAAUUUUCAAAAUAGAUUAAAAUAUUAUUCUAAACAAGAAGCUGAUUUUGCAAGAAGCUGGGCUUUAUUUGUGGAUUAUUUAGCUCCACCAUGCUUUCCUACAACCUUAAUUAGAACAUAUGAAUUCCAGAAGGAGCUUCCAAGACGAAUGCUUGUUAGUGGAGAUAAAGUUCCCUUCAUCGGUGAUUUUAGUGGCUUUCAGAACACAAUGCUGUUUGCUCUAAAUCUUCUCCACAAAGUGCAUACAUAUACAG